AUGCCUUGGUUUGACUGGUGGCCACACGAUCCCGUUCCCUCGAGUUCUCUCACCGAUCCCUUGGUGGUAAAAGUCAAAAGGGACCAAGUUUACUGGUGGUGUUCAUGCGGGCUCAGUAAAGCUCAACCCUGGUGUGAUGGGUCUCACAAAGGCACAGCUUUCAAACCGGUAAUGUACGCAGCUCAACAUGAUGGCACAAGGGUCAUGUGUGGGUGUAAGUUUUCCAAGGCCAGGCCCAUUUGUGACGGAUCUCACAUGUGGGUUAAGGCCCACAAAUCGCUUCCCAAGGCUGCGCUAGCCACCUUUGGGUUUUUUUUCUCCUUUGGCGUUUUCACCUCCUGGAUCCUCCAUCCCUAA
Molecule: messenger RNA, 357 nt
Organism: Babesia microti strain RI
Lineage: Eukaryota; Apicomplexa; Aconoidasida; Piroplasmida; Babesiidae
Product: CDGSH iron-sulfur domain-containing protein 3 mitochondrial
Exons: 3
Coding region: 1-357 (118 amino acids)
Cellular component (GO): intracellular membrane-bounded organelle
Molecular function (GO): 2 iron, 2 sulfur cluster binding
Source: RefSeq, a predicted model, not a curated record